Molecule: messenger RNA, 3435 nt
Organism: Epinephelus fuscoguttatus (brown-marbled grouper)
Lineage: Eukaryota; Metazoa; Chordata; Actinopteri; Perciformes; Serranidae
Gene: errfi1a
Product: ERBB receptor feedback inhibitor 1a
Exons: 4
Coding region: 201-1550 (449 amino acids)
Biological process (GO): regulation of keratinocyte differentiation; negative regulation of epidermal growth factor receptor signaling pathway
Cellular component (GO): extrinsic component of cytoplasmic side of plasma membrane
Source: RefSeq, a predicted model, not a curated record
ACUACAAUACUAGACUUAUCUAAAAGUGUCACAGUUUAGCAGGAGCGCCUCCAAUUCGCUGGCGUCCUGUCCCUCUGAUGCAAUCAGGAGACUACAGACUCAAACCAAAAGAACCGAGGAGCUAUAUUCCCACUAAGAGGAGUCUAGGAGUGACAGCGGAGGAGGUUAUUUAGGUACACCAGAAGUGUUUCCUGACUUUGAUGCGACCCGAGUGUGCCUGGAGCAUGUCCACAGUGGGUCUGACUGCCCAGGAGAUCUCUUUUCCCAUAGAAAACCCCUUCCUGAGGGGCAGCUACUGUCACAGCAUGGCUGGAUCCAAACCCUCCUGGAGCUACUGCCAUGAGCUGGACAACUUCUACUUCAGUAUGGACACUGCACACUCAGACCACAGCUCUCGUGCCCAGCAUAAGGGGCCACCUCCACCAUCUAUAAGUUAUGAAAGACACAAACACAGUCCCAGCUCACAGAGAUUACCUCCAAAGAAAUCCCGGCCCCCUCAUCUCUCCCUGUCCUGCAGCGCUGAACCAUCCACCCCAAGUCCCGCUGAUGACGACCAGGUGGUCCCAUCAUUCCAGAGGCUCUCGGUGUACGAGUGCAGCAGUCCGCCACAGACACCAGGCAGAUGCUCCAAGCCUCUGCCCCCCAUCCCUCCACAGACGGACAUCUCCCCUGAGCAGGCUAUGGACAGUGAGGUAGAAUUUUUCACGAGUUCAGACGACAGCCGCUGCCUGGUGUCUGAUCAGUGUUCCAAAUCGUCGCCUUUUCGAUAUGGAGUCCCCAGUCGAAGGAGCUUCAGGGACUGCGGGCAGAUUAACUAUGCUUACUAUGAUGGGCCGUUACAAAGCCCGAGGCAGCCCCCACAGCAGCAACAGGCACAUCCUCCACAGGAAGUGCGGGAACACUAUGAGCAGCAGCGGCACGAACCACCCGAGCCGGUGGUUUGUCAGAGACAGCAGGAAAAAGCUCAGAGGAGGCUGCGGCGCUCGCACUCCGGCCCAGCUGGAUCCUUACACAAGCCAUCACUGCUGCGCCUCACGUGCCACAAACGCCACACCCAAAGUAUGGAUAAGCCCGAGGUGCCACCCCCUAUUCCUCCGCGAACGAUCAAGACAGGAGACUACCGCCGCUGGUCAGCAGAGGUCUCGUCAGGGGCUUACAGCGACGACGACAAACCGCCCAAGGUGCCCCCAAGGGAACCUUUGUCCAGAGGCAGCUCCCGCACCCCCAGCCCCAAGAGCCUCCCAACAUACGUUAACGGAGUGAUGCCCCCAACCCAAAGCUUUGCACCAGACCCUAAGUACGUAAGCUGUCGGGGUUUACAGAGACAGAACAGCGAGGGCUCCCCCUGCAUCCUCCCUGUCAUGGAGAAUGGCAAGAAAGCCAGCACCACACAUUACUAUCUCCUGCCUCAGCGGCCCGCUUUUGUGGACUCACCUUGUGUGGAGAGAUUUCUCCGAGUCAUGGACAGCCCUGCAGCUCGCAAUACAGAUGUAUCGGACUCAGACUGGGACUGUCACACCAGGAGGAAAGCACAUGUGGAUUUAGUUUGAGAAGUUUUAGUGGAAGUAGCAGAGGACUCUACUGUACAUGAGCAAAAACCACUUGAAAGAAUGGUGAUACUGGACGCUAGUGACCCCCAAACUGCUGCUUUUACUUUUUUUUAACCCCUAUGUAUUCUGAACACACAGGGUAUGUGCGCACUGUAUUCAGUUACUGGUAAUGUUGGAAUAGCUAUCACAUCCGAGAUACUUUAUGUAAAAACUGUGUCUCUGAUUAUAGAUCAUGGGCGAGAUUCAACAUGGUAGAGCUUAUUUUUGAUAUGAUAUUUCAUGACAUUCAACAUUGUGCUGUUUUUGCUGACGGCGUGGUACAGUCAGAAGGUACAAGCGGGCCUUGAACCUCAUGCGCUCAGUGUUUUCUGUGUCCCGAAGGUUGAGGAUUUUUUUUUUUUUUUUUUUUUGUGAGAUGCAUCAACGCUGCUUUUGUAUCUCACAAAGGACAAAAGGUCAGUAAUGUAACCAUGUAUCACUUAAUAUAUGAAGUUUAAACACAAGGCCAAUUAAUUGUUUUAACGAAAUGAAGGAUGCUAGCACACAAAUCUCUUUACUGUUUGCUAUGAUGUGUAUAUGAACACUGAUAUGGUUUCCCUGCCUUGAUGAAGUUUCAGUCUUACUCAGGCCACUGUAUCUGUGUAAAUUUAAUGUUUCCCACAUGGUACAUUUUGUACCUUGAGGUGGGUACAUUACUGGUAGCUACGCAUGUUUCCAUUGGAAUGUCUAGUGCAGCUUAUGUGGUGUAGUUGAUGAGUGUGUCUGUGUGUAUGUGCGUGGACGUGUUUGUGCAUUCGUGCAUGUGAACAGCAGUUGGAAAAGUGUUCUGUGAGACUUUAUAAACAUGACUUUCUACAAUUGGUAGACGACUGUCGACCAUACUUGUUACUGUGCUCUGCUUAUUUUGCAGCGCUGGCUCUUAGUGAUUGCUUUCUUUCAGUGUACAGGUCUGUUUUGUUGCACAGAAACUGGCCUGUCGAUCAUUACGUGAAUGUAUGCUAUAUUCUUACUGAAAUUCCAUCAAACAGUCAGAGGAGCUUAUUUUUGGUCAAGCUGUGAGUCGUUGCUUGGAACUAAUUUGCCUCAAGUACUACCUCCCUUUUGAUAUUAACCUCUAUAUCUGACAUACCCCCCAUUAAUAAAGGCAAAAUCUGAAACGGUAAAAGAUGAGACAACCAGCUCCAUUUGUGACCUGACACGAAGAUUUAGGACGAACACAAAGUCGAUUCAAACCGGAUAUCCUUAAAUAGAGAUCCUAGAUGACAGAGAUGCUAGGCUAACCUGUUAAUACAUUACAAAGACAGCGCAGGGUUUACCUACCUGACACAGACUUUCCUGUUCUGCUCAUGCAUUCCUGCCUUACAUGAUUGCAGUGGGUGUGGUCUGAGAGACUUUGGCUGCUGGCAGUCAAGAAAAUAUAUGAAUUUAAUUGUUGUAGAUUAUUCAAGAAGCAUCAGGACGGUAUAAUAAAUGUAGCACAUGUAUUGAAGUAACCCUUGGUAUCGAACACGUUGUUCAGUUUGGGAAACAGAUAACUGUUAAGGUCAAACGGUCAUUGAAUUAUCCUGUUUUUUUUUCUCCUCUCUCCCUCCUGCUCACAAAACCUUGCCAACACAAUGUUGCUUUUGACUUAAAUGUCUGAAAAAAUGUUUACAACAUACACUGAUACUAUUUAAUCUUAAGGUAUUCACAUGUCUUAUUAGAAAUAAUAAAACUGAAUGAAGACUAGUUUAUCAAGAAAUAACUUCUCUGCUGUGGUGAAGACAUGCACUGGGAGAGUACAGUAUGCUGUGUACAGUAUUUAACAAUUCCAUUUGUUGUUAUGAAUAGUUGAUAAGUAUAUAGUCUUUAAAAAGAAAGCAAAAAUAAAAUGACUUAUUUAUGA